ACGAAUAAUGGAGACGUUAUUGCCGGGGAAUACGAACAGUCAAUCGUAUAGCCCGCAGCUGAAGACCGUGUUGAAGACAUAUCAGUUAUCCGCUGUGAAAAGCUUACAGGGUCCGAGCUCAGCCCUGCUUGGUAUGGACUGCAAAAGUUUAUUGCAGGAACAACCUUGUUACUCUCCCAACCGAUCGAGUAGUUGCGUUAUCGACUCCGAACAGAUCUCCAAAGACACUGAAAAGGACAAUAAUUCGUCGGUGACGCCUAUCGGCCCUUGCAAAGUUCGCAGAACCGAUCAACCACUCGAAGAUUCUGAUGAAGACCCGCAAUUGGAACGAUCGAAAAAUAUCUGUGAAAAGAGGGAAUUGGAGUUUCAGAUACCCAUUUUAACAGCUCCAGACCAAAGUUGUUCUGAAAGAUGCGAGACGAUCUUGGAGGGCGAGAGAAUAUCGUGUUUUGUUGUAGGGGGCGAAAGGAGGUUAUGUUUACCACAAAUAUUAAACACUGUUUUGCAAGAAUUUUCUCUUCAUCAGAUCAACCAAGUUUGCGAUGAGUUGCAAAUCUAUUGUUCGCGAUGUACCAGAGAUCAGUUGGAAGAACUUAAGCAUUCAGGAAUCCUACCACGCAAUGCUCCUUCCUGUGGCCUUAUCACUCAAACAGAUGCCGAGAGGCUUGUCAGUGCUUUACUACUACGGACAGAGUCGUGCGAUCCCUCUCAGAUCGGUAACCAAGAUAACAUCGAUAAGAAAGCAUGUACUAAAAAUGACAAUGAUGAAGAAUCCAUUGUCAAGUUUAAGGUGUAUCAUGAGUGUUUCGGAAAAUGUAAAGGCAUCUUUGAUGCAAGUUUGUUUGAGUCAGAUGAUUCAGUGUGCAUAGAGUGUAUCGAAUGUGGCUGCCAAUUCUCACCUCAACGUUUUGUCAGACAUGCUCAUAGAUCUCUUGAAAAUCGUACGUGUCAUUGGGGCUUUGAUUCAGCAAAUUGGCGGUCAUAUUUGUUGCUUUCACGAGAUCAAGAACAUUAUAAUAAGUCACUCACUUUGUUUCGAGAAUUGAAGGAAAAACAUCUCACAUUGGGUUCCAAGCGAAAAUCAGAGUUGCGGCAUGAUUCAGAAAAAAUAAAACGAAUUAGAAAGGAUAUAGGAAGAGAAGAUUGUCCAGGAAUUUAUAAUGGAAAUGGCUUAGGCAUGUAUCAUCCUGUAUCUCAGGUAGCCAAUGCAACUGAUCCAUAUCUACAAAUGUCAUGGGCAGUCUUUGAAUUAGCAGCUAGAGGAGCAUCAGCUUUUAGACCAUGGAAUACCACAAAUACUUGCAAGCAUAAGGAUAAUUCAUCGUUGGUGCCUGCGUAUCUCAGUCGUGGUCCACCUGUACUACAACAUCCAGAGCAUGUGGUUCCUCUCUCUGAAUGCAAACGUUUUGAACCACACUUUCAACCAAAUGUAGCCUUAGCACCUAUACCUGCACCAUCAGUGCCUGUAGUACUUCCACCAUCUGCUCACCACCAACGACGACAUCAUCAUGAUCAUAAACGUUAUAGCCAUCACACAUCGAGUUCUAAUGAGAAGAAAGAAGCUUCAUCGGAUAAUGUCAAAUCUGAGAAAAUAUCCCCUAGUUCUGGAUCUAGUAUUGGUGUAUAUUCUGCAUUCCCUUCUUACACACCUGGAAGCAAUCAAAAAGAACUGCCUCAAAAAACUAAACAUGAAAUGGGUGAAGAAGAAGAAAGUAGUGCUGCUGUAACAUCGUCUACGAUAAAUAUAGAACCACCUUUGGCUGAAAUUGGAACCUCUUCACUGGAAAGUGAUUCUGAUUCGGAAGGAACGGCAGCGAUAGAUUUGGAGGAAAGGUUAUUAGCUUUGGAAGCACCACAAGAUGUUUUGGAAAUGGCGCGACGCAUAGUUUUAGAAAAUGCACAAUUACGACGUCAUCGACGUUCGGAUGCACGUGAAAUAUUACGGUUACGUAAUCAAUUGCAAAUGCAGCAAAUACAAUCAUCUAAUGAUGGUGAUAAAAAGGAGGAACCAACAAACGCAGCGAGCGCAGCAGAUAGUACAGAAGGUAGUGAAGAAACGGAAGCUUUAUUACCAUCAAAUAAUAAAGAGUCUGAACCUGUUGUUCUAGCUGUUAGUAAAGAAUAAAAUCAGUGAUUAGAGUUUUUUAAAUUAUUUAAUACAAAACUGCUCAGCAAUUUUUUGCAACGCUCAUCUUUUAUUGGAUAAGCAUGCAUUAAAUUUAGUACUAGUUAUAAUAACGAUAAUGAUGAAUUCUAAAUAAAUAAAAACUGUUUAGGUUAUGUGAUAAAUAGAGAGCCUUUAACAUUAUAACCAUUAAUUUGAAAUUUUUAUUGUAACCAUACUUUGUUUAUGUCGAUUUUAAUUAAAAUCGAAUGUAGAUAUUGUAAUAUAGUGAAAAAGUAACAUAAGUUAACCAAAAUUUACUAUGUCAUUUAAUAUAAUUAUACUUAAUAGUCUUUUUAACAUGUUCCGUGCCGCAUGGGGCGUAUAAGCCCCACGCUGAACUUCCUGUCCAAGGCAUUAAGAAUUUUAGUGGAAUAAAUGUUCAAUCAUGUGUUUGUUAAAACAAUUCCACAAAUUAAAAAAUAAAACAAAAAUUAAAUUUAUUGCUUUGAUCUCUAAUAUGUUAUAAACAAUACACUCCUUUCUUGAUAAUUAUGUUAUUUGCACUAUUAUUUAAAAUUUAAUUAUUAUUAUUUAAAAUUUAAGGUAUAAGCAAAACUAUCAAUCAUAAUAACGUGGGACGUAUAUGUUUGACACGGCCUGAAUGGAAAGUGACAAAAAAUCGGUCCGGCACGGAACGUGUUAAAUAGGUUUCCUGUGCAUAUUAAAUAUGCCGCAAGAUUUUGAUGAUCAUUCGUUUAAUUGUAAAAUUAAACAGUGAUCAGAAAAUAAGAGAUUAGAUUGCUUUCCAUUUACUUUUUUAUAGUCAUGAUUGCAUAAUGUAAAUAUGAUUCAAGUACCAUAGAUGUAUGUUUAUAUUGAUAAUAUUAUCAUGCAAAAUAUUGCUAAAGUACAAAAAAUCUUUAGGUGCUAUAUUAUUAUAUUAGGAAUGUUCUAAGCAAAAAUCUAGGUGUAUUUCAGCAGUUCGUAUUACACCAGAAUAUCAGAAAUCUCGAUUAUGUUCUAGUUAUCGUUUUUAUAGCGCGAAACAAUAAUAAAAUUAUAUUUUUCGCUAGUAACCUUCAUAUUUGAGUGAUUAUAAAUAAAAUAAGUUAAUUAUUUAUACAUUUCAAAAUUAUAAAAUUAUUAUUCAAGCGAUAUACUAAAUCGAGGAAAUUUAAUUUAUAUAAAAAAGUUAUUAGCUUUUUGUAUGUUUAGUUAUUCUUGUAUUAUAAAAAAACUUAAUUCCAAUUAUGAACAGUUGGAUAAAAGAUUGAAAUGAAUAUUAUUUUAUAAAAAAUGCGUAAAAUCGUGUUAUGUAUAUUUUCUCUCUCUCUCUCUCUCUCUCUCUCUCUCUCUCUCUCUCUCUCUUUUUAUCUAUCUUUUGAUAUCAAUAUUUAUUUGUGACAUUGUAUCUACAUAUCAUUUUAGUUAUAUAUAAAAUUAAAAGAAUUUGACCCUGUGGGUUUUAAAACAUUAAAUGUGAUUUAUUACAAAUAUUUUUACACGAUCAAAAAUUAAUUUGUAUAGAGAUAAUACAAUCAAUAUUUAUAGAGAAUUCUGAAACGAAAUUACAAGCACAACUGAUUCUUAUUCAAUGUUAUUUUCAUUUUUAUUUGUUAUAAUAGCAUGUACAUGCAAUAAUAGAAGCAACACAUUUUUUCCAAGUAUCCUUGCAGAAACAACACUGAUUUAGAGAUGCAUAUAUACCUAGAAAUACACACUAGAUAUCUAAGAAUAAAAGAAUACGCGAAUAUAAAAAUAUAAAGAUAUACAUAUUUAUAUAAUAUAUAUCUUUAUAUUUGUAUAUGUUAUCACCAUAUAUUUCUUAAUCUUAUUAAUUUAAAUAUUUGUGUAUUCUUUUAUUUUCUUAAAUCUUUUGUCACUGUUUUAUUUGUUCCAUCUCACAAUAUGUAAAGUGAAGCAUAAUUUAAAUCUAAAUUUAAACUGAAAUUUUGAAAAUUCAGUGUACUCUUAUUAAAUUAUAACGACAUGAAUUUCUCUCUUUUGAAGUGCUAGUUAAAUAUUUUAAAUGUGUAAAAUAUUUUAAAAAUUAAACAUGUAUUAGAAAGGUUGUUUUAUAAGCUUUAAAAGCUUUUUGUAUCAGGUACAUAUUAGAACAAUAUGAUAUAAAUCUUACACAUAUUUACAUAUGAUAUAGCAAAGGAAACAGUAAUUGUAUAUUUGUGUAUUUGAAAUAUACAUAUACACAUAUUUCGAGACUGCUUCGGAGAUCUCUUAUCACGUACAUUUUUCUAAUGUAACAAGAGUGCCAGUAAUUCUUGUAUCAUAUUAAAGCACAACGCAUUAAGAAAUUUCCAUUUUCAAUUUUAUUAUUCAUAAAAAAAACACUCGCUUUUUAAAUCUAAGUAAAUCAUGAAUUUUCAAAGCAAUCUGUUAGAGAAAGGAAAAAAAUUGAUAAAAGUGUAUAAAUACAAUUGAUAACAUAGGAUAAUUGCAUUCAUAAUUAUACUCCAUAUAACAUUUGAUCAAUAUAUAUAUGACAUGUAUGUUACAUCGUAUUGUUGUAAUAAUAUAAGCAUCCCACCUAAGGUGAACAGUUUAAUAAUUUAUGAUUUUCAUACACUCGGUUUAUUAUAGAAUAACUAGAAUAUUGUGGUAAAUAGUACAUGUAUGAAUCGCAUAGGAAGGUCGGUUUUUUUGCAUAUAUCUGAGAUCUGCGUAUAAAAAUUUCGAUAAAGAAUUAUGUAACUGCCAUGACUAAAAAUGUAUUUUAAUUUCGAAUGGGUGAUGUAUUUUAAGUUAAAAAUGGGAAGUUUACAAAUAAAUACAUAAUAUGCGACGCCUGACUUUAUUAACAUUUAUGCACGAAAACGCGUUAAUGUGGAUUUCGUUCGUUCGAAUAGAUAUUAUUCUGCCAGUCGGCUCUUGAAUUAAUUAAGGUGAUUUAUAAAAAAUAAAACGAGAUGUUAUUAAGUGUUUCGUAAAUAAGAAAUAUCGUUAUUGUUAUGAUACAUUUAGUUCAAUUUGAAAAAACGAGAAGACAUAAUCGCGUGCGCGGGUGAAUAGUAAUUGUAGUAUAAUUAUUGCAUUAUUAUACGCAUACGCUCAAUAUUAUGCACAAUAUUGUAUUCAAUAUGCGUAUAUUAAUACAUCAAUAUUAAAAAACUCGUUCGAUUCUCAUUUCAAAUGCUAGGCUAUAAUAGAAUUCCUGCUCAUGUUAGAUGUAGAUAUGAAAUACCAAUCGAAUGAGUUUCCCAUUGUUUUCUCUUUAUAUAUCCAUGAAUCCAGGAUUCAAGAAAAUAAACUAUUGAGCGAUAGUUAAAGCGUUCAUUAUGCUAAAUAUUCAGAUGCAAUAAAACAUUAUUAUUCGGUGCAAUUUAUUUCAUAGAAUUAAACGACCUUAUACGUGAUAAUUAUAAGAUAGAAUAUGCGUAAAAUAUUGCUUUAUGAUCGAAUUUAGUAAUAAUAACUAGUGUGUUUAUUGAUCCUUGUUAACAUAUAUAAAUAGUGUGCACACUCUUUCGAGGAUAAUAGAACGUUUUAUUUCAGACUGACUUCGAAUUUGUUUUGUCGAUGAAACAAACAACAAACAGAAGCUAUCGGCUAUGUUAAUUGACUAGUAAUAUGGAAACCAUUUGUAUUUACCGGGGACGUGGUAUGUAUGUAUAUUAUGCUAGUAAAAUGUGCUAAGAUUCUUGUGCGAAUUAUCACGCACGCUAUCAAUAGUUUAUUUUCUUAACUUACACUUACUCUUCGAUAGAUGGCAUAAUAGAGUUAGACGUGCAGAAGCUCAUGAAAGUAUUUCAACACUUGUCAAAGAAGACUUUUACGUAUAUAUAUACGUAACAUAUAUAUUGUAUGUAUUAUAUAAAACAUUUAAAAAUUGCAGCAGCGCUGUAAUGAGACAUUACUAUCAUCUUGGUCAAAUUUGAAACUAAUCUGAAAAUGUAUAUACAAGUUACAAGAUAUUUAUUGCAAACAUAUAUUUAAUAAAAAAUUAAUACACAGCAUGAGAGAAAGAGGGAGAGAGAGAGAGAGAGAGAAUAACCGUUUGAAUAUAUAAUAAAUGUCAAAAAUUGCACUACAUAUUUUGUAUCUUCUAUGUACAUUUUCUAAUAUAUUUCAAACUACUAAUAUACUCAUGGUAACUGGAUCUCAUCACAAUGUUAGCGAAAUAUUAAAAUGUCUUGUAUCACGCACACAAUAUAUUCAUAAAAGUUUUUUAUAAGUGUUCGAAUAUUUUCGUAAGCAACUGUAAAUGUGUUUCGUACACUACAUAAUUAACGAAUACUCAUAAGAAGUUAAAUACAUAAAAGAAGUGCAAUAUGAAAGUACAAAAUUUGAUGUUUUAUUUGAAUUUUGUAUAUUUUACAACAAAAAAGGUGAAAAAGUGACAAAAGAAAUAUGUGGAUGGCUUCUCCGAUAUUCUAAAUUUUUUUAAAAUAUAUAAGACUUUCGAAAAUGUUUUACUAUCAGAAUCUUUAAUAUAUGUAAGGCCAUGUCUCUGAUAACGUACUUAUAUAGUGUUGAACUUUUGAAUAAUACUACCUAACUAUAAAAAAAAAAAAAAUAAUGAAAGCGGUUUAGAACAAUUUAACGUUAUACAAUUUUCUAAUCACUUUAAACAUUAUCUUGAAUUUUUGUAUGAUCGAAUUUCUAUAUUCGAACGACGAAUUCCAUAUUCUUAUGGGUCGAUAUUUAACGAUGGAUAUAUGAAAUAUAGCUCCAGUAUUGAUCUAAUUUUUGGCAUAAUUGUAGGGUAAAUGUAUAUAUAAUUAUUUUCCAAAAAAUACUCAUUGUUGAAUGUAUAUGAGGGGAAAUUGUUAUAGAUAAGGCUAUUAUCGUCAUUUAUAUUAAUUGAGAUAAUAAACGACGUUUCGAUUAAA
Bombus pyrosoma is the source of this 6954-nucleotide messenger RNA. Its product is annotated as ski oncogene. Gene Ontology annotation, biological process: negative regulation of BMP signaling pathway. Lineage: Eukaryota; Metazoa; Arthropoda; Insecta; Hymenoptera; Apidae. Gene Ontology annotation, molecular function: RNA polymerase II cis-regulatory region sequence-specific DNA binding; DNA-binding transcription factor activity, RNA polymerase II-specific; SMAD binding. The transcript has 3 exons. The coding region runs from base 8 to 2125 and encodes 705 amino acids. Gene Ontology annotation, cellular component: nucleus. The record is from RefSeq and is a predicted model, not a curated record.